Messenger RNA from Hemibagrus wyckioides, 914 nucleotides. It is a transcript of the gene agr2, whose product is annotated as anterior gradient 2. Gene Ontology annotation, cellular component: endoplasmic reticulum. The transcript is spliced from 8 exons. NCBI's taxonomy places the organism in Eukaryota, Metazoa, Chordata, Actinopteri, Siluriformes, Bagridae. The coding region runs from base 156 to 677 and encodes 173 amino acids. The record is from RefSeq and is a predicted model, not a curated record.
UGAAGAGGAAAAGAGGAGAGGCGGGACAUGCAGGUGCACAGGUGUAUAAAUGCAGCUCAGGUGAGAGUGAGGCACCACAGCAGGACUGGGAGACUGAACACACACACACACACACACACAAACGCUAAAGGGAAACCUGAGAACAGCUUGUGAAGAUGAUUAAAGGACUUCUGUCAGUGCUCUUGGUCCUGGUGGUCGUGACUGCCACCAUGGGAAAGCCAGAGAAAACCAGUGAAAAGCCAGCAGUCAAGAAGGAGAAACGAAUCCCUCAGACUCUCUCCAGAGGAUGGGGAGAUCAACUGAUCUGGGCUCAGACCUAUGAGGAGGCGCUCUUCUUGGCUCGUUCACAAAACAAGCCCCUGAUGGUGAUCUUCCACUUGAGUGAAUGUCCACACAGCCAGGCCUUGAAGAAGUCUUUCGCUGAGGACCAACAGAUCCAGAAAAUAGCGGACGAGGACUUCAUCCUUCUGAACCUGGUGUAUGAAACCACAGAUAAGCACCUGUCUCCUGACGGUCAGUACGUUCCCAGAAUCAUCUUUGUCGAUCCCUCAAUGACCGUACGUGCGGACAUCACUGGACGUUACUCCAACCGCAUGUACGCUUAUGAGCCCAAUGACACGAAACUCUUGUUGAACAACAUGCUCAGAGCCAAGAAGCUCCUGAAAACAGAGCUGUAAAAUACCACCUCAUGAUGUCUUCCAUCCUGGAGUGGAUUUUCUCCCCCAAUUAGAAUUUAUGCUUCUUAAUCUGUUAUAAUACUGUACAAAAACCGCACUGGAAAUCUUCGAAGUCAUUUUUUGGAUGUAUUUUGUUUUGAGAUUCUGUUACCGUCAGCCUUGCAGACCGACUUUUCAUCUAAUGUACCGCAUCAGGGAUGCAUAUGUUUUGGAUAAAUAAAGAUAAAAUCUGUUAAA